Molecule: messenger RNA, 1055 nt
Organism: Pseudovirgaria hyperparasitica
Lineage: Eukaryota; Fungi; Ascomycota; Dothideomycetes; Acrospermales; Acrospermaceae
Product: alpha/beta-hydrolase
Exons: 1
Coding region: 99-1055 (318 amino acids)
Biological process (GO): protein depalmitoylation
Cellular component (GO): cytoplasm
Molecular function (GO): palmitoyl-(protein) hydrolase activity; carboxylic ester hydrolase activity
Source: RefSeq, a predicted model, not a curated record
ACAAGAGACAAGCCCUUACUACUUCUCCAUGCAGAUUAAUGAUUUUCCUCAUUUUUCUCUCUUGAAGUGAGACAUCUUUUGAUACAUGUUGGCCCAGGAUGGCGAAUAUUGACACUUCAGGGUCAGAGUACCCUCUCAUGAGCAAUAACAAGAAACGACAGCUGUACUGGCCAGAUCCUCUGAUUAUCGAGCCUAGUGGUUCACAUACAGCGACGGCUAUCUUACUGCAUGGCCGCGGCAGCAACGCAGAAAGGUUUGGUCUCGAAUUCCUUAAAGCGCUGACCCGGUCCGGCAAGUCUUUGCCAGAGCUUUUCCCUGGCCUCAAGUUCAUAUUUCCAACAGCCAAGAAGCGACGGUCCGUGGUGUUGAAGAAGAUACCUAUCAACCAAUGGUUCGACAACUAUUCGCUGGAAGACCCGUCACAACGACAAGAUCUCCAAUACGAUGGACUGCAUGAGACGAGCUUGUUUGUGCACAAAUUAAUCGCUCAAGAGAUCGAAGUCCUGCAUGAUGCGAGGAAAGUCAUACUUGGUGGACUUAGUCAGGGAUGUGCUGCGUCAUUGCAUGUAUUGCUAAAUUGGCAGUCUUCCGAAGACGAAUCAAGUCACCUCGGUGGUUAUUUUGGAAUGAGUGGAUGGCUGCCCUUUGCUUCAGAUCUUGAUCCAAGAGCAGAGGCUUGCAAGAACUCCGACGACAAAGACGAAGACGGUGAAGAUGACAUGUUUGGUUCUGACAAUGAGGAAGAUACCGAUACGCCACGCGAGCCUGAGAGUCUCCAAUCGAUUCAGCGCAAAGCCGCUAAUGUUGCGCGUGACAUUGCGUCUCUCACAACUUUAGACGUGUCGACAGUGCCGACCUUCGGAAGCACGCCUGUUUUCCUAGGACAUGGGAUUCAUGAUGAGAAAGUGAAUGUAAAGCUGGGAGAGCAGGCAAGAGAUGUAUUCCUGGCUCUGGGUGCGGAAGUAAUGUGGAAAGCUUACGAUGAAGGGCACUGGUACAAAGUCCCAGAUCAGAUUGAUGAUCUUGUGGCCUUCUUAAACGGUGUUCUUAAUUAG